Microcebus murinus (gray mouse lemur) is the source of this 4414-nucleotide messenger RNA. Lineage: Eukaryota; Metazoa; Chordata; Mammalia; Primates; Cheirogaleidae. The record is from RefSeq and is a predicted model, not a curated record.
GGCUAGAGGUCCCGCCCCUUGCUGGGGUCUCUGUAGAGCCGCGGCCGCGCCGGCAUCGAGCAUCCCUGGCCCGGCAGGCUGGAGGCCCCGGGGCUGCGGCUCCGGCAGCCGCGGCACGGCCCGCCCGCGACAUGGCCAGCUCCGGAGAGGACAUGUCCAACGAUGAUGACACACACUCUGCUGGGAUGGCGGGUGGCGCCCACCUCCUGGGGUUCUCUGACGAGAUCCUACUGCACAUCCUCAGCCACGUCCCCAGCACAGACCUGAUUUUGAAUGUCCGGUGCACCUGCCGGAAGCUCGCAGCCCUGUGCCUUGACAAGAGCCUCGUGCACACCGUGUUGCUGCAGAAGGACUAUCAGGCCAAUGAGGACAAGGUGAAGCAGCUGGUGAAGGAGAUCGGCCGGGACAUCCAGCAGCUGAGCUUGGCCGGCUGCUACUGGCUGUCAGGCUCCACUGUGGAGCACGUGGCCCGCUGCCGCAGCCUCGUGAAGGUGAACCUCUCGGGCUGCCACCUCACCUCCCUGCGCCUCUCCAAGAUGCUGUCGGCCCUGCAGCACCUGCGCUCCCUGGCCAUCGAUGUGAGCCCUGGCUUCGACGCCAGCCAGCUGAGUGGCGAGUGCAAGGCCACACUGAGCCGCGUCCGAGAGCUCAAGCAGACGCUGUUCACGCCCUCCUAUGGCGUGGUGCCCUGCUGCACCAGCCUCGAGAAGCUGCUGCUCUACUUCGAGAUCCUGGACCGCACGCGCGAGGGGGCCAUCCUCUCGGGCCAGCUCAUGGUGGGCCAGAGCAACGUGCCCCACUACCAGAACCUGCGGGUCUUCUACGCCCGCCUAGCCCCGGGCUACAUCAACCAGGAGGUGGUGCGGCUGUACCUGGCUGUGCUCAGCGACCGCACGCCUGAGAACCUCCAUGCCUUCCUCAUCUCUGUCCCUGGCAGCUUUGCUGAGAGUGGGGCCACCAAGAACCUCUUAGAUUCCAUGGCCCGCAAUGUCGCCUUGGAUGCCCUGCAGCUGCCCAAGUCCUGGCUGAAUGGCUCGUCCCUCCUCCAGCACAUGAAGUUCAACAACCCGUUUUACUUCAGCUUCAGCCGGUGCACCCUGUCUGGUGGCCACCUGAUCCAGCGGGUUAUCAAUGGCGGCAAGGACCUCCGGAGCCUGGCCAGCCUGAACCUCAGCGGCUGUGUCCACUGCCUCUCCCCGGACUCCCUGCUCCGCAAGGCAGAGGACGAUAUUGACAGCAGCAUCCUGGAGACAUUGGUGGUGUCCUGCUGCAACCUUCGGCACCUGAACCUCUCAGCCGCCCACCACCACAGCUCCGAGGGCCUGGGCAGGCACCUCUGCCAGCUCCUGGCCCGGCUGCGCCACCUGCGCUCCCUCUCCCUGCCUGUCUGCUCUGUUGCGGACUCGGCACCUCGGGCCGACCGGGUACCCGCCCAGCCUGUCAUGCACGCUGUGCCCCGAGGCUUUGGCAAGAAGGUGCGCAUAGGCGUGCAGUCCUGCCCCAACCCCUUCUCGGGCCAGACGGUCCCCCAGCCUUCCUCUGUGUUCUGGUCUCUGCUGAAGAACUUGCCCUUUUUGGAACACCUUGAGCUGAUUGGGUCCAACUUCUCCUCUGCCAUGCCGCGCAAUGAGCCUGCCAUCCGCAACUCCCUCCCUCCCUGCAGCCGGGCGCAGAACGUUGGGGACUCGGAGGUGGCCGCCAUUGGCCAGCUGGCCUUCCUGCGGCACCUGACGCUGGCCCAGCUACCCAGUGUGCUGACAGGCUCUGGGCUGGUCAGUAUCGGCCUGCAGUGCCAGCAGCUCCAGUCCCUCUCACUGGCCAACCUGGGCAUGAUGGGGAAGGUGGUCUACAUGCCCGCCCUCUCGGACAUGCUGAAACACUGCAAGCGGCUGAAGGACCUCAGGCUGGAGCAGCCCUACUUCAGCGCCAACGCCCAGUUCUUCCAGGCGCUCAGCCAGUGCCCCUCGCUGCAGCGCCUGUGCCUGGUCUCCCGCAGUGGCACCCUCCAGCCCGAUGCGGUGCUGGCCUUCAUGGCCCGCUGUCUGCACGUCGUCGUGUGCCACAUGUUCACCGGGGAGUCCCUGGCCACUUGCAAGAGCCUGCAACAGUCGCUUCUCCGCAGGGUAUUCUGCUUCUUCAGAGCCUGCGAAGGGAGCCCGAGGCGGAGAGCACAUGUUCCUGGCCCGGAGCUUCCCCUGCCGGUAGCAGCGCCGUCCAGGCUUCCAGGCCGAGCGUCCUGCGUUGAACGUCGUCAUCUUCCCUCUGCUCCACGAGGGCCUAACCGACGUGAUCCGGGAUGUCCCCAUGGUGCACCUGGAUGAGAUCACCUUAUUUAAAAGCAGAGUGGCUGAGGAACCACCUAACCUGUGGUGGUGAGGGACGGGCCCAGCACCGCGCCGAGCCUCUGCCUAUCGUCUAAGUCGCCGUGAGAUGCCACUGCUGCUCCCCGCCUUCCUGCAGCCCCCAGGAGCCUGUGGACACCAGGGAUUCAUGGGUUUGCCACAGGAGGACAAGAGCUGUCUCUCCUGGUGGCUCCUGGGGCUCUGGGUGUCUCCUCCGGCUUUCUCUCGUGAGGACUGUUGCUAAAGUUUGGGAUGAGGGGACACACUCGGGUUGCCAGAGGGGGAUCAGGUGGGCUGUCGACGUGGGGGGCCUGGCUGGGGUGUUCUCGCACAGAGACUCAAUGCUGGGGGCCUGCCGCAGCCCCAGAGUGCAAGGGUAAAGGCUGUGGCCCUGGAGAGUGUCCCGUGGUGGUUCGUGGCCACCUGCCAUCCGGACUCCAAGUGCGGGUGGCUGAGCCCUUGCGUGUGGGUGGGCGUGUGCGGACAGCCAUGCUGCUCGCUGCAGGUGCUCCUUGUGCAGUCGAGCCAGCUGGGUGACCCCUAGGGCGCUCCUUCCCAUGAAGACACAUCGUAACCCACUUACGUCUUGGGAUGGCUGAGUAGGGCCUCCCUCGGGUUGUUGGGCCCUCGGAGCAGGGCCUGUCCCUCACAGAGGCCACCUCACCCCCACACCCAAUUUGUGGCAUUCAGCUCCAGAAACUCCAGCUCCCCAUGAAGGUCCGCCUGCCUUUCUAGGGAGGUCUAUAUAUACACAUUUGCCUUUGUUAGAAUAACUUGAUACAUUAAAAUCCAGAAAAGAUGUUUAAGGCUGGAGUAGUGAUCAAAUUACCCUGUUUCAGAUAUAUUUAUUUAAUAGUUAAAUACUCAAUAUUCUGAAAACAAGAGAUGACCUUCAGUCUCCAGGGCCUCACCCUGUGCACUGAGCUGGUUACCUCUGCCUCCCUCAAACUUGAGACUCUCCUGGAGCCGUGGUCCCCUGGGCCGGUGGCUUCUGGAGGGGAGGCUGAGGUUGCGUCCUGUCCCACUGGGCCCGGCCCUGGUCCUUCUUGGUACUGGGCCCUGGCAGGCUGUGGGCAUCGCCUAGGCACUUUGGUGUCUGCAGGGGCCGUCCUGGCCCCUGUGGGUCAGGCCUGCGGAGCCUCCUUGGCCUUGGCUGCCCUCCUCACACUCUGACCUCUCGUCCUGCGGAUGCCUCUCAGCUCCGACUGGGUCUCUGCCCUGCUCCAGUGGCUCUGCUCCUUUGCUCGGGGGACCUGUGCGGGGGGAGGGAAGUUUCCUCCCUCUUCACCCCAUCUUCCUUAUGUGAGUGGGUUGUCUCCCCCUCUCUGGAGCAUGGGGCAUCCUCUUCCCACUCCAUGCUGCAGCUGGCGGAGGGAUUUUGCUUCCUGGCCAGAGGGACCCAUGUGCAGGCUGAGCCAGGGAGUGCCCCACUGCAGGACCACGCUAGACAGCGCCUUUGCCCUCCUGACGCAGCCUCUGAGAGCCAUGAAGCUGGGUCCCGUCUCCUCCUGGCAUGCAGGCCACAGGACAGGCUGCCCAGGGCCGCAGGAGGCAGGGCCAACUCCCACCCAGCUAUAGAUGAGGGUCCUCCCUGUGCCCCGGUUUCUGGGCAUUUCUUUAGAGCUUUGAAAUGGCACCUGGAGACCACCAUCGAGGGGGAUCAAAUCAGGUGGGGUGGAGCCACCAGGGCUGACUGCUCUUGUGCUCAAAGCAAGGCGCUGUGGCUGGUCACAGCCUGACAGGCGGGCAGCCCCAGGAGGGAGGCAGCUGGCCUGGGAUGUUCUGGACCUGCAGGGGCCUGUGUGGCUCUGGGUGCUGUGGCUUUUGUGCCUGUCUCCUUUCCUCCAGAGCAACCCCCACUUGGAAUUUAUCCUGGUGUUUUUAUGAUCACACCCUGAUGGCCUGUUCUCAUGAGCAAGCAGUUUUCACUGGCAAUGUGGUUUGUGCUCGUAAAUGAGGCUGGGGCUGCAAACGGCCUUGGAAAGCAACCCUCAGACGGUAGCCUUGUAUUUUUAGUGUCCCCUGCAACAAUCCUUUGACUUAGAGCAAGAAUUUCCGCUGCUUCUACACCC